AUGUUGAGUCUCGUGAUAUCUAUGAAUCUGUUAAUAAUUUACAAUCAGUUUCGCCAAUGUUUAAAAAUGAUCCAGUUUUAUUUAUGAAUAAAUCAAUCACACCUGGAUUGAAGUUAAUUCAAUUAGAAAUGGGUCCAUGCCAACCAGUUGCUACCGAUUUACCCAAUGGUAAAUUUCCUAAAGAUGAAUCAAAUCCACCACGUUCGUUUUCAACAUCAUAUUAUACAAAGUUGGUUAAUGGAAAGUCUGAACAUCGAUCGUGGAUUACAUACUCGCCUUCAAUUAAUAGAAUUUAUUGCUGGACAUGCAAACUGUUUGGUUCUAUUAGAGCUCAAAAAAACUCUUUUGUCACUACAGGUUGCAAUUCAUGGGGACAUUUAGGUGGUUUAUAUGGUCGAAUUCAUUUACAUGAAACUUGUAAAGAUCACUUAGAAGCUGAAUUAAAUAAAAUAAUGUAUAUAAAUAAUAAUCGUGUUGAUAUUCAGUUAAUGAAUUCUAAUAAUAAGCAUGUUGCAAUGAAUAGAGCAGUUGUGCAUGUAUUAAUGGAUAUAGUGUUAUGUUUAUCCAAACAUAAUGAUGCAUUCAGAGGCCAUACUGAGUGUUUAACUAAUGGUACAAGUGGAAAAUUUCUAGAUUGGGUCAACGUUUUUGCCAAACAUCAUACAAUUUUAGCUACACACUUGGAAAAUAUUAAAUCAUCAAAAAAAAAACAAAGAUUGACAUAUCUAUCUAAAUCAUCACAAAAUUCUAUGCUCAACUGUAUUGCUGAAUCGAUCCGUGAAACUAUUUUAAAGGAAGUGAAAGCGGCUGGAAUGUAUUCACUUAUACUGGACUCUACAACGGAUGUGUCAAAGCUCGACCAAUUUGCUUUUGUAUUGAGAUAUUGCACAAACGAUGGGCUUAUAAAAGAGCGAUUAAUUUGUGUUGAUGAAACAGUAGAUUCAACUGGAAAUGGGAUGUAUGAGUUAUUUUGUAAAGUAUGUGAGAAAUAUAAUUUAAAUUGGAGGCAUGAUCUGAUUGGACAAGCUUAUGAUGGGGCAUCUAAUAUGCAAGGAGCUGUAAAAGGAUUACGCUCAUUAAUACAAAAUGAAAAUAAAAGUGCACUACAUGUAUGGUGUAGUGCACAUUGCUUAAAUUUAGCGGUUGUUGAUUGUUGUGAAGCAACUGAAUGUGCACAAGACUUUUUUGGUACAAUUAGUAGUUUGGUAACAUUUUUAGGUGCCAGAAAGAGAACCGCAACAUAUGUAGAGUUUCAAAAACAAUUAUAUAAAAACCAACGUAUUCGUAGGUUAAAAAGUUUUUCUGCUACGAGAUGGACAUACCAUGACCGUUCUCAGGGAUGGGCAAGAUACUCAAAAAUCAGUAUCGAGAUACUAGAUACUAGAUACCUGGAUUUGGAGUAUCGAGAUACUAGAUACUCGAUACUUGGCUCUAGAGUAUCGCGAUACUAG
Acyrthosiphon pisum (pea aphid) is the source of this 1451-nucleotide messenger RNA. RefSeq names its product zinc finger MYM-type protein 1-like. The annotation marks the transcript as partial. Lineage: Eukaryota; Metazoa; Arthropoda; Insecta; Hemiptera; Aphididae. The transcript has a single exon. The record is from RefSeq and is a predicted model, not a curated record.